AUGAAAAAUUCGGUCUGCGAAGAGUGUAAGCGGAAUCCAUGGAAGUACAAAUGCCCAGGAUGUUCGAUUCGUUCGUGUGGUCUUACUUGUGUGAAAGCCCACAAGAAGCGAACAGGUUGUACCGGAAAAAGGAAACUCACCGACUUCGUUCCACUCUCCAAGUUCGACGAUAAUCUCCUCCUCUCUGACUACAAUAUGCUUGAAGAAACAAAAAGAGUGGCUGAGUCUGCUCUGAGAAUGAGAACUCAGUUAUUCAAACCCAUGGUCAAUAGAAACCGUUUUCUUCAGUUAUCUCCUGAGCUUCGGAGUCUUUGUGGUGCUGCAUCUAGCCGCAGAACAAAGCUGUUGUUUCUUCCUAGCGGAAUGUUGAAGAGGGAAAAGAAUCAGACUAAAUAUGAUAGCGGGAGCAAGUGCAUCUCGUGGACAAUCGAGUGGCGGUUCCACUCUCCAGAUGUGGUUCUUAUUGACCAUGGAAUUGGUGAAGAUACAAACCUCUGCUCUGUGAUAGCGAAUCAUCUUAAGCCUGGCCCUUGGAUUAACAAGCUCAAGCCUUUUUGUGAUGUGAAUCUGAAUUCUCUCAAACUUUUUAUUCAAGUUCGCAAACACCCAAAGCGUCCAAAGGCUCUUUUCAAGGAGCUGGACAUCAAAGCUCCUUUGAGGCACCAGCUUGCCAAAGUAGUUAUCUUAGAGUACCCGGUGAUCCAUGUAUAUCUACCUUCACAGAGCUAUGACUUUGAAGUUUUCAGAGACGACAACCAUAGAAACACAACACCUAAUCCUAAUUGUUCCUUAUACGAUGGUCACGGAAUUGCAAAUGGUAUACCCUUCCCAGAAGACAAACUAGAAGAAGACGACUCCUUUGAGCCAAAGGUUAUUGAUCUAUUCAAACAAAUGAACAAUAACCCAUGUCAGCGAGUCUCAGAGGGGAGCAAGGUUGAGGGUGGGGUUACCGACAAUUCGCAUCAUCAGGCUGGUCCAACCGAACAAUGGGAUGCUGGUGAUAUGGAGCUUGAGUUUGAGCAAGAAUUAGUUGACUCAUUCUCAGAUCUUGUUGCGGAGAUGAACCCAGAUGAUUUCGACUUUGAAUAUGAUUCAGAUGAUAACUUCAAUCUCCAAAAUCUAGCUACUACUGAUUUCAACAUCGAUGGACUAGAAGAAGGGGAAAUCGUAGAAUAG
Arabis nemorensis is the source of this 1176-nucleotide messenger RNA. The record is from the annotation of a GenBank genome assembly. NCBI's taxonomy places the organism in Eukaryota, Viridiplantae, Streptophyta, Magnoliopsida, Brassicales, Brassicaceae.